Messenger RNA from Darwinula stevensoni, 1869 nucleotides. The record is from the annotation of a GenBank genome assembly. Lineage: Eukaryota; Metazoa; Arthropoda; Ostracoda; Podocopida; Darwinulidae.
GGUAAGAUUUGAGAUUGUGUGAAAUAGAUGAAAGGAGCUGAUUGAAUGUGUCAGGUGGGCUGGGGUCAAAGGAAAUUGGUCCGUCUAAUGCAAGAGGACUGGCCAGGCCAUGAGGUUCAUCUGACUGUCAAGAAACAACCCUGUCAUGGUGUACUGAACACUGCCACUGGCUUCUUCAAGCCUAUACGACUCCCAUCUCUCAUUGGAACUCCUCCUCUCCUCACUGGCUCUGGCACAGAGCAAAGGACUCACACCAUUGAGCCCAUUUGUCCCUCUGUGCCUCCCCCUCCAAAGCCAAAGGAGGAGAAAGAGAAGGGAGGUGGAGGAGGGAGGAAGAGUCAGGCAGAGGUAGAGGAAGAUUUGGAAGGAGCCCAGCCAGUGGCUCAGAGGGCCUCUCUCUUCAGGAGGGCCACUGUCAUUGGACUACAGGCCAAGGGGAAUGAGGAGUCAGGAUCUCAGGAAGCAAAAGAUUCAGUAGUGGAGGGGAAAGGUCAUGAUGCUGUUGUUGACCGAACAGUCAGUUCUCCUCCUGGCAAGUCCUCUGCACCCUCUAAGACUCCUACUCAUCGACUGAGGAGGGAGGAAGAUGGAAAGCGAGGUGGGAUAAGUAAGGAGCUUGCUGCUAUAUCUCCUAUGAAGGAGAGGGAGAAAGAGAGAGGGAGUGAGAUGCAAUUGCCAGCCUCGGACCAUAUUGAAGUGAAGAAGAUCGUACGUGAAAAUGUAAGGACGUAUCGCCGACCACUGGUACGGAACCCAGCUCUCCAGAGCCAGUUGACAGUGGAUUCUCUGAAGAGCUCAUCUCUCUAUCAACCUCCACCUCCCCCUCUAUCCAAACCCAUGGCUCCUGCCUUUGUCAUGAAUCUUGACACUCCUCAUGCAUCUGAUACUGGGGAAGUAGCAAGAGGUGGAGAUGGUCCUCAGAUGAUUGUGAAGGAGGAUUCAGUGACAGUGGAUGGAGUGGAGUAUCCACCUGUGUUCAUUCCUGAGACAUAUUCAUUACAAAGGGCUCGACCUCCCGGGGCAGGGGGCUCCCUCCGUCGCCACCACAAACCCCUUGGCCCAUCCAUGCCUGACUCUUAGCAUCACUUCAUCUCUUCUUUUCUCAAAGAUCUGUAUUAAGCCCUACUCAUGAACCAUUAGCCAGUAAGGUGAAACUGAAGCUAAAGACAAUUUUGAAGUCAGAUGACUUCAGCUCACAUAUCUGUAACUGUUGAAAUUGUUUUGUAGCUGUAUGUCAGAUCCAUAUUGCAUGACUGUGAUGGUAAUGUUUGUUGGUUUCAUGUCUACCCAGAUCAUUUAUUGUAAGGGGGAAAAUAUUUUUAUUUAAAAAAUGGUCUAUAAUUUUUUUUUCAACUUAAAGUAGGGUUCACUGUAAUAGGAGAGGAUACACUGAGCUUACAAACUACAAUGGUCAGAGUUAAAUUAAAAGCUAAAUGUGACCUCAUCACGUACACUGUUGAGAUCACAAGCUGAAGAGACUUAUUUACGAUCUUGAAAUUAAGGGGAUCAGUAAUGAUUCUUGGUUUUUCAGCUUAUUAUAUUUAAUUUUGAAAAACUGAAAUAGGCCUGCUUCUCAGGUUGAACCAUGUGAGUCUCAUUUCAAAACUUUUUCAGCUUUCCAGUUGCAGUGCCAACUCACAAAGAAAUACGAUUGUGAUAUAAAAUUUUGAGGAGACAUUCAAAGGACUGUGAAACAUUUCUGUUGGGAAACAUUUGAUGUUUAUUAUUGAAAAAGAAACAUGCAAGGUAUUUUCAAGUAAAACAUGAGACAUCCUAUGUUAGACAUCAUUCUUGAAGUGGAAUACCAUUAUACCAUUUUCUGUAACUGUUGAAACAUUACAGGUGAAAAUAAAUAUUGGCUAAUCAUUC